Molecule: messenger RNA, 1078 nt
Organism: Aspergillus melleus
Lineage: Eukaryota; Fungi; Ascomycota; Eurotiomycetes; Eurotiales; Aspergillaceae
Gene: cyp1
Product: putative peptidyl prolyl cis-trans isomerase (CypC)
Exons: 3
Coding region: 90-578 (162 amino acids)
Biological process (GO): protein folding; protein peptidyl-prolyl isomerization
Cellular component (GO): catalytic step 2 spliceosome
Molecular function (GO): peptidyl-prolyl cis-trans isomerase activity
Source: RefSeq, a predicted model, not a curated record
GCCGCCUACAGUUCCAGAGAAACUCCGUUGAUCAACUUCCGGUUCCUUGCGAUUCAACUGGCAUUUUCCCUUCCAUACCCAUAUUUACAAUGGCGACAGACGUGGCUUUUGAUACGAGCAUGGGCUCGUUCACCGUGGAGCUCUACAAUGAGCAUGCGCCCAAGACGUGCAAAAACUUCGCGACCCUUGCUCAGAGAGGCUACUACAACAACGUCGUCUUCCAUCGUAUCAUCCCCAACUUCAUGGUACAAACUGGCGAUCCUACCGGCACCGGUCGAGGAGGAAGCUCGAUCUACGGCGAGAAAUUCGAGGACGAGAUCCAUGCCGGCCUCAAGCAUACCGGCGCCGGCAUCUUGAGUAUGGCGAACAGCGGACCCAAUACCAACGGCAGUCAAUUCUUCGUCACCCUUGCGCCAACCCCGUGGCUGGAUGGAAAACAUACUAUUUUCGGUCGCGUGAAGAGCGGAAUGCGAGUGAUCCAGCGCAUGGGACUGGUCAAAACAAAUGGCGAGGACCGACCGGUAGACGAGGUCAAGAUCAUUCGCGCCAGAGUUGUGGAAGAGGGAGGAGAAGAGUGAGCUGGCCGCUGGGAUACGCCUCCAAUCUGGCCGGCCUUUAUUUCGAACUUCAACCAACCCAGCGGUCGUUCCUCGCCAGCAGGCAUAUUGUUCAAGAUCAUCAUACUGGUGCAGACAGAAGCUAGUCAUUGGUAUAAACCCCAAGGUGCCGCCGCUUCGCUGCACGCCGAGAGAUGACCGACGUCUUGACUAUUGGAAGUCACACAAUCGCCCAGCACCCUGCGAAGGAUACACAGCUCUGGUAGUGGUCGAGUAUACUGAUUUACAAACAUGUCAAUAUCACUUAGACAGAGCAUAGGCUCAGGAUUGACAAGAGAAUAAUUAUGGUAAUAUAAUGUAUCACUACAAAACGAACUGCUUCUAUCAGAUGUUUCCAAUCUAGAGCAGCAGAUACAGAGUGAUAGGUUCUCUCUACCACUCCCGUUGACGACAAGACCAGUGAAGGCUUGCACGAAAGAGACAAACUACCAUGGUGAGAUGGUAGCAUGCCCAUGCAGAGC